Oxyura jamaicensis (ruddy duck) is the source of this 1498-nucleotide messenger RNA. It is a transcript of the gene TAF1D, whose product is annotated as TATA-box binding protein associated factor, RNA polymerase I subunit D. The record is from RefSeq and is a predicted model, not a curated record. Lineage: Eukaryota; Metazoa; Chordata; Aves; Anseriformes; Anatidae. Gene Ontology annotation, biological process: regulation of DNA-templated transcription. The coding region runs from base 78 to 1133 and encodes 351 amino acids. Gene Ontology annotation, cellular component: RNA polymerase transcription factor SL1 complex; nucleus; nucleoplasm. The transcript has 9 exons.
GGAGCUGCGUGGCAUGCCGGCUGGUGAGAGAGAAGAAGGAGAAGCUGGUGCUUAGCUCCUAACCGACAGAUUGAAACAUGACUGAUACAGAUGAAUCCCAGGCUUCUGGUUCUGAUUACCCUGAUGCCCAAGAUCUAAUAUGCACUCAACAGAAAGAAACGUGCACGUUAAAUGAGCAUGCAACAAAUAAACAAAGAAAACGUUCACGAUCAAGGCAGAAGGGUGCCACUCCUGAGGAGUCUUCAGUUGAGGUCAUCCUGGACAGCAGUGAUUCAGAAAUUGGGAGUGAGCACCCCACCAAGUGCUCCACUGCACCUUCAAAGCAAAAAAGGAGAUCACAACCUUCAAGGCAACAGGAGGAAGCUGUUGUAACGGUGCCUGAUGAUGAAAGUUCAGAUUCUUCUCCGUCUCCUCUGAGUCCAGUGAAGCUACCUGAACCCUCCAAAGAGAAGAAAUCAAAGCUUAAUUUGAAAGCCAUUUUUGCCUAUCACUUCAGGGGAAGGAAGUUUAAAACUGCUGCACACAAAAAUUUUCGGAGUACAUCAAGGAAGAGGAAGACUGAGAUGGAGACGGAGACAAAGACUAAGACAAGGCAUGAGCGCACAUACAUGCCUACUGGGAGGCCACCACUGACGGCCUCACCACAAGAGCAAAAGAAAAGGCUUCUACAUCGGGGUUUUCAAUUCCCUUUUGUUGAAAAACAUUAUGGGACGAAACACAUCCCCUUAAAGAUGGUUCUUGACUAUGAGCAAGCAGCUACAAAGGGAUAUUUGCAGUACAUUGAAAUACUCAAAUAUGAAGAACACCUCAAAAAGGCUUUAAAAAGACUUCAAGCUAGUGAAGACUUAGAAAGAGAAUGUCUGGCAGUACGGAAACACAAGUAUUUAGAUGAUGAAGGGCCCAUUUCUCCUAUCCAGGAGAUGAAUGACGAUAACAGCCUGGGUGCUGAUAAUCAAGACAACUUUGAUGUCAGAGUAGUGGACAACAGCUGUUUCAUUUUAAGCAGCCAAGUUCCCAGUAAGAAGAAAUCCAAGACAGAAACGAAACGUGCAAAAUCAACAGGAGUGGUGGAAGUAGAAAAGAAAGACCGUGCUGCUGCCAAGUCUGGGCUUCAGCGAGGUUCACGUCAGUGAACAGAAAACUGCUAAAUGAGGUGCGGCGGUCACUCUUCAGAUACCGUGUUAAGGCCCGCUUGGCUUAAAGUGUUGGUCUGAAGACCCCAUUAAGCUAUCAACUCAGCAACCUAGGCAGAUUGGGUUUUAGGCAUCUACCUGAGAAAUACUCUAUGGCUUGGCAGACUCAUCCUGGAUCUAGGAGUGGGGUUCUUGCUGGUUUAUGUUGCUUUGGAUAAUGAAAUACCAGUCAACUGAUAUAAGAGACUGUGUGGAUGAAUUCACCGGCUUGGCAGCACUGAGCAGUUUCUACUUUUUGGUGGUUUUUUUUGGACUGUUUGAAUUCUUGACAACUGUUGGCUGACCUCAGCGCCCUCCUGUGGAAC